AAAAGACAUAAAGGAUUCAAGGGAAAAAAAACUUGACAACGUAGAAGAAUAAGUGGGCGGAGGCCUGCUUAAGAUUUCACAAGUAGAAAAGAUAAAACGCAUUUAUCGAAGUUUAUGUCCUGAUAUGAGGUUGUGAACGCAUAUGUGUCUCGGACAUGGCUAAAAUGUAGCAUAGUAAAUAAUCUGAUCAAAUAAAGUAUAUGUUCACUGUCAUAAUGCUGGGAAAUAGUUAACAGACAUGCCGUGGUGCCUAAACACCAAGCGGAAAUAUUUUUUUUAACCAGCCUACAGUGAAAGUCAAUCUUGAUUUGCAUUUUUACCGCAGUUUUAUUCUUGUAAACACAAACUAUCCUCAUCCAGACCAUGGUAGACAAUCGCUAUGCUACAGCUCUGGUCAUCGGCUUUGUGCUGAGCCUGCUGGCCACAGUCUACCUCUCUGUGGCUAUGGGAACUCAGCACUGGUACCAGUACAGUUGCCCACCAGGUGACCCUCGCGGGAGCAACGCCUCCGAGUUCAUCAAUGGAGAGAUCGAUGAGAAGAGUUACCGGGACACCAUGUUCACCCUGAACGGCACCCUGGGGCUGUGGUGGAGGUGCAUAAUGGUGCCCAGCGAGUCACUCUGGUUCAAAGAGCCGGAACCAACGAUGGAGACUCGGUGUGUGAGUUUCACUCUUCCUCAGCAAUUCAGUCCAAAGUACAAAUACCAGGAAAACCAUAACGACGAAGAAGAAGAUCUGCUGAGAACAUACUUGUGGCGGUGCCAGUUUCUCUUGCCCUUGGUGUCUCUGGCUUUGGUGUUUCUUGCCGGCCUCGUUGGGGUCUGUGCCUGCCUGUGCCGCAGCUUCACCCCUACCUUUGGUGUCGGAGUGCUCCAUCUACUCGCAGGUCUGUGCACUUUGGGCACCGUCUGCUGUUUCCUGGCCGGGGAGGAUUUGCUCCAGCGGUAUACCCAGACUCCAGCAGGGCUGGAGGGCUCGUUGGGCUGGUCCCUCUACCUUGCUCUCAUCUCCUUCCCUCUGCAGAUGAUGGCAGCUGCUUUGUUCCUUUGGGCGGCCAGGAGUCACCGCACAAGCUACACCCGCAUGACCGCUUACAGGGUAGCUUAAGGAGGGACUACCACAACCACUUACCUUAAAACCACCUACUGACCUCAGUAUAAAAACAAGGUUUCUGGUUAAGAAAGAAGUGCACUGGUUGUAACUUCAGUUUGUCCACAACAAUCUUUAGAAAACACAACCGUUACAUGAUAUCCCAGUUCUUGGCAGAAAUACAGUCAUCCAUAAUUAGGGGUUUAAUACCUUUUUGAGUGGUGUUAUUUCAACUUUGUUUUCUAGCAUUUGUAACCUGAAUCUUACCCAAAGCAUGCUCUUAGUUGUAUUUUAACACCCGUAUGUUGUGGAUAAUUUGUAAUUCCCGGUGUUAAUGUGUUGCUGUGCUUGAAGGCCUUCCUUUCAGUUGCCAUUGCUUCUAAAGCUGCUCACCACAUUGACCUUAAAUCACCUAUAGAUUAUAAAGUUGCACACACGUUUCUGGGUAGCUUUCUCUUGUUAGUGCAUGACAAAUAUUAUUACUCAAGCUUUGAUUUUAUUGUGUGGAUUUUCUGGGGGGGAUAUUCUUAGAUAUCAAGCCUUUGCUGUGCAUGUCUUAAGGUGAAUUUUUGGUUGAAAUUGUUGGUUUCAUUCUGUGGUACAUGUUGACUCAAAGUCACUCACUUAAAAUGUAACCACUCAUCUCCCAUUGUUGGCAUCUUUUAUAAAUAUAAUAUUUAAAAACAGACUUAAUUUCUUUUUAGAACUGAAUACAUUUGAUUUUACUCCGCAAACUUGUGACCUCUUUAACAUUUGCAUUCCAGAUUAUACUACAGCCACUUUUUGUUGAACUAGUUAACAUAUUUUUCUGAUUGUUUGCCUCAGUACUCUGUUCCUUUUUAAAGCUCAGUUAACAGACUGGAUGGACAGCCAAAUAUCAGAUGUAGCAUAAAAUAAACCUUUCAAAAUGUAAGUAAGUAAUUCUUCAGAGUCAGGGAAUACUGGAAGGUUGCAAAAUCUUAAUUUCCAGUUGAAAGUCCUCAAGAAAGAAAUCUACCUUUACACCCAGCGUUUGUGUGCAAAGUAAAUUCAUUUGUUACUCUUCUGUGUGUCUGAAAUACAUUUAUUAGCACCAGAAAACAAACUGUGAUAAUUGUGUUUCCCAAUGUUUUGUUAUUUGUCUUAUGGGAAUACAACAUGGAUUUUUAAAAUGUUUUGUAUGUAUUCUGAAGCACACAGCAACUGUUUGUGUUUUGAUAAAUUCAACAUUGGAGGAUGUCGGA
Molecule: messenger RNA, 2312 nt
Organism: Pungitius pungitius (ninespine stickleback)
Lineage: Eukaryota; Metazoa; Chordata; Actinopteri; Perciformes; Gasterosteidae
Gene: cldnd1b
Product: claudin domain containing 1b
Exons: 5
Coding region: 364-1107 (247 amino acids)
Cellular component (GO): membrane
Source: RefSeq, a predicted model, not a curated record